AUGUAUAAUUUCCAGGAUACGGUAAUUUUAAGAGGUCGCCCUGCCAAUGGUCAGCCUCCCAAAGAGCGUACACUCCAUCUAUAUGGAUUGAGUGCACCACGCACCGGAAGUCGAGAUCGUCCGGAUGAGCCAUGGGCUUUCGAAGCUAGGGAAUUUGUGAGGCAAUUGAUAGUUGGAAAGGAUGUGGCCUUUUCUAUCUCUUACACCAGUCCUUCCGGAGCCGAAUUUGGAGUGAUUCAUCUGAUGGACAACCCUACUUCACCCUUGGAUGUCCCUUUUGAGAUCGUCAAGAACGGCUGGUCAAAAUUGAGGGAAAACAUAUCUUUCAAACAUAAUGAUUCGGACGAUGUCAGUGAUGGUCCUGAGCAAGAACGCAGGAAUCUAUUGAAACUAGCCGAAGAAAACGCAAAACGAGACGGCUUGGGAAUUUGGGCAGAUGCUACACCGUUGGAAAUCAACUAUUCGAUGCCAGAAGACCCGGCAGGAUUCCUUUCGGAGCACAAAGGAAAACCAUUAGAUGCAAUCAUCGAGUCCAUCUCGAACGGUACGACGGUCAGAGCUCGACUUCUUUUGGGCCCCGCUCAACAUCAAUUCAUCACCCUCACCAUGGCAGGCGUUCGUUCGCCUCGCUCACGCCAACAUACCAAUGCAACAAAUGAUUCUGCAGCGCAAGGCCAGAAUAUUCCUGAUGGAGAGCCUUUCGGUGACGAAGCCAGGUUCUUUACCGAGACACGACUUCUACAACGCAAGGUUACGGUCGUGCUUAUUUCUUUGCCAAGCCCUCAAGCCACUAAUUUGGCCGCUCAGACCAGCCAAGUACAACAAAAUGUGACAGUUGGAAGUUUAAUUGGAAUCGUUCAACACCCAGCAGGCUCAAUUGCAGCCUUGUUGUUAGCAAAUGGAUUGGCCCGAGUUGUGGACUGGCAUGCAGGCUUUUUGUCAUCGGUACCUGAACAACUUGGGGGUGGUAUGGAGCGCUUGAGAAAGGCUGAAAAAGAAGGUAGAGAUACCAAACGAGGUCUAUGGAAAACUCUUGCGGUCGCCGGGAGCGGAUCGGCUACUUCCAAAGACAAUGUUCCCGGGGGUUCAAGCAGUAAGACGAAGUUCGAAGGCACGGUUGCAAGAGUGUGGAGUGGGGAGCAGCUGAGCAUAAGAGUUUCGGCCCCUGGGCAAAAAAUUGUAGAAAGAAAGAUACAGCUCAGCAGUGUUCGACUUCCAAGACCCACAGAUCCAAAGAUGGGAGGGUUGGCUUCAGAUGCGCGCGAAAUGUUGAGGCGAAAAUUGAUAGGAAAGCAAGUACAAGUCGCCAUCGACUACAUCCGGCCCAAAGAAGGCGACUACGAAGAAAAGGAAUGCGCCACCGUAAAGCUGCCUGCCGGAGUAAACGUGGCCAACUUGCUGGUUGAGCGUGGGUACGCCACUGUCUUACGACAUCGUCAAGGCGAGGAUCGUUCGUCUGAAUACGAUCAACUUAUGGCGACAGAAAUGAAGGCUCAAACUGAGGGCAAGGGCCUUCAUUCUGGAAAGGAAUUUCCAUUGCCGAAGAUCACCGAUGUUUCUGAGAACGCGAACCGAGCCAAUUCUUACCUUUCCGGCUGGAAGCGCCAGACCAAAAUGCCAGGUGUGGUUGACUACGUAGCCAGUGGAUCGCGGUUCAAGAUUUGGUUCCCAAAACAAGAUUUGAAAUUCACUUUAGUUUUGAGCGCCAUCAAAUGCCCCAAAACCGCAAGACACCCAGGGGAAAAGAGCGAACCUUUUGGGGCUGAGGCCUUGGACUUUGUCAAUCAAUUGAUUUUACAACGUGACGUCGAUGUUCAGGUGGAGGCUACUGACAAGAGUGGAGGCUUCAUUGGCUCGCUAUUUUUCAACAAGACUGAAAACCUCUCUGUCCUCCUCGUUCGUGAGGGUUUGGCAAGCUGUAAUGAAUUUUCCCUGGAUCGUUCUCCCUACGGAAAGGAGCUCCUAGCUGCUGAAGAAGAGGCUAAGAAGAAUCGCAAAAAUCUUUGGCGAGAUUUUGACACGCAGAAUACGGAAGCAUUGACCUACGCCUCGAACGGUGUGAAAGAUGGCGCAGCUCGCCCUAACAAGGAAUACGUGGAUAUCCUUGUGUCUGACGUGCGCGAACCUUCGGAAGGGACUCGGCUAAGUUUCUCAGUUCAAGUCUUGAAGAACGGCGGCAUUCCUGAAUUGACACAGCUGAUGUCCGAUUUCUCGCUACAUCACCGCACGGCAUCGACUACGCCCAAUGCUGGUCAGUAUCGCGUUGGAGACUUGGUCUCAGCCAAAUUUUCGGUCGAUAAUGCAUGGUACCGUGCAAGGAUUUGCAAGAACAUGAUGUCCAGGAAAGAAGCCGAUGUGGUCUUCAUCGACUAUGGCAAUUCCGAGACGGUGUCACAUUCAAAUCUCAGACCGUUAGAUGUCAGAUUCAAGACGUUGCCAGCUCAGGCUAAGGAAGCCACAUUAAGCUUUGUGAAGCUUCUAGGUACAGACUCGGAGUAUGGAGUCGAAGCCAUGGACAGGUUCAAGUCUUUGGUGGAGGGUCGCACAUUGGUGGCCAACAUCGACUACCGGGAUCCUGCACAGAAAGGCUUACUUCAUCUAUCAUUAUAUGAGCCAUCUGAUUCCCCCACGUCGAUUUCGUCUAUCAAUACCACUCUGGUCCAAGACGGUUAUGCAUUGAUAGACAAUGGAGCCCCUUACAGAUCGGCUUAUCCGGAUAUGUAUCGUGCGCUUCAGAAUGCUAAAACCGAAGCUAAGAAAAACCGGGCUGGCGCUUAUGAAUUUGGAGAUGCCUUCGAAGAUUGAACCAUGUCGAUGAAAAAAUUCUACGCAGCCUGACAUGGGCCCGCUACGGUGUCUACUCAAAUUUGCGCUUACCCGCGUACUUCAAUGGGCUAUUGUUUAAAAGAGUUACCAUUCGAGUGAAUCACCUAUGAACUGAUGAUUGUUUGACGCGUCCUCGCACUUUGGAUCCAUGACAAAUGUAUCAAACUAGCCCUUCCACUG
This is a messenger RNA of Melampsora larici-populina 98AG31, 3006 nucleotides long. RefSeq lists its product as uncharacterized. NCBI's taxonomy places the organism in Eukaryota, Fungi, Basidiomycota, Pucciniomycetes, Pucciniales, Melampsoraceae. The record is from RefSeq and is a predicted model, not a curated record. The transcript is spliced from 15 exons. Gene Ontology annotation, cellular component: cytosol; RISC complex; nucleus. Gene Ontology annotation, molecular function: nuclease activity; RNA binding. Gene Ontology annotation, biological process: regulatory ncRNA-mediated gene silencing; mRNA catabolic process. The coding region runs from base 1 to 2805 and encodes 934 amino acids.